AUGUUCCUGGGGGACUCCAGCCGCCGCAGAGAGGGAACCUCCCGGGGCCCCCACGACGUCCUAGUCGGAGCCGGGCUCUGGCCUUCAACCCUGCGUCCCUCGGGCGGCUUCCCCGCUGGCGGCAAGAGCGUGGCCGGCCGGGAGGAGGCCUCGGCCUCCAGCGCGCUGCUGGAAGACCUCAGGCGGCGGCUGGUGCGCGCCUUCCAGCGGGCGGUGCCGCGCGGCGGCUCGAGGCGCUCGCGGGAGGAGGCGGCGGCGCGGGAGGAGCAGAGCCGGGCGCGCGUCGAGAGCGCCCUGGCCGGGCUGCGCACCGAGCUGCUGGAAAUGCAUUUCCAAAAUCACCAGCUGGCCAGAACUUUGCUGGAUUUAAACAUGAAAAUGCAGCAAUUGAAAAAGGAGUACGAACUGGAAGUUGCAUCGGAAUCGCAAAGCUCGGAAGAUAAUGCCGUGAAUCUGGAAUGA
This is a messenger RNA of Hippopotamus amphibius kiboko, 462 nucleotides long. RefSeq names its product alanine and arginine rich domain containing protein (gene AARD). The transcript has 2 exons. The record is from RefSeq and is a predicted model, not a curated record. The coding region runs from base 1 to 462 and encodes 153 amino acids. NCBI's taxonomy places the organism in Eukaryota, Metazoa, Chordata, Mammalia, Artiodactyla, Hippopotamidae.